GUGUUUAGCUCAUUGUAUCCCACUCGUUUGCCAUACGCCGUUUGGUCAUGGGUCUUAGUUUGAAAAUGUCCAAUGAUGACCAUAUUCUACAUCAGACAGUUCGACAGCUAAAGACCAUGGGGCUAUCCUAUAGCUUUCACACACGCUUAUCUGCAUUCCUUGAUAUACUUGCCGCUUCGUUGGUACUGUUGUCAUAUUGGACGGGGGUUGGCGGGAUAUUGGCGAGACUAUGAGGGUACUAUCGCGUCAUGUUCAAUCCACACUGGCGAAGAUUGUGAGAUAGAAUGGUCGAUAAAUUCGUUCCCCCAUUCCAUACUGAGUAAACUAUAAUGGAGACUAUUUUUG
Aspergillus ibericus CBS 121593 is the source of this 345-nucleotide messenger RNA. RefSeq lists its product as uncharacterized. The coding region runs from base 48 to 233 and encodes 61 amino acids. The record is from RefSeq and is a predicted model, not a curated record. Lineage: Eukaryota; Fungi; Ascomycota; Eurotiomycetes; Eurotiales; Aspergillaceae. The transcript has a single exon.